CAAGUAGCAGGGGCAAAGCAUAGUGAGUUCAGUAGCAGAGAACACAGCUAGCCAUCUAAGUUUACGCGGAACCCAUAUAAAAUUUUACUUGUUUACUUUAAUUUUACCCUACCGAAGCCUUCCUGUAGUUCUGUUUGAGCAAAACAAAGGCAGAAAGGGGUUAAACAAUGACAGAGGAACCAGAUCCCUCAAGUAUAACCGAGGUUGAUCAAUCUACAAUGGAUGGUAAUGAAGGAGACGAUGAGCGCGAUGGAGACGAAAGAACAAGCGAGCAUAGCGGUACAGAAAUGCCCGAGAAGAACUACACAAGCGACCAAGUGACAGCCAAUCAUGACAAGAAAGAAGACUCCAGCGAUAGGUUUGACAAGUCUGGCGUGAAGCCCAUGCCUAUCAGUAAGAAACAUCGGAGGGGUUCUAGACGUUGUCGUAAAAAGAAGUACAAACCUUACACCAAAAUGACGUGGGACGAAAAAAAAGCUCGGCUGGAACUGGACGCGAAAAAGGCUACGAAAAUGCGAGAGCAGUACAUGCACGAGAAAGGAAGACCUGCUGCACCUUAUAACACUACACAAUUUCUAAUGGAUGAACACGAUCAAGAAGAACCCGACCUAGGGGCGCAUUCGCAUAUGCAGUCGGACGGGGAAGACGACACUUCUAAUUCGACCGGUCGGCCGAGGUUACAGUCACAAUCUAUGGACGAUUCUGAUUUAGAAGACUACAAUGAAUCCCCUGAAGACGAGAUAUAUGAGCAGCAGUUUUUCGAGAAAGACUUUACUGAAGCGUAUGAGCAAGUACACGCUGAAAGUUUAUACUCGAUGAACAAAGACGCUCUAGUACGGGAAUGCAUGUGUUUGGAGGAGAGAGUGGAGACGUUGGAAAGACAAAUGCGGGAAAAAGACCGCUGCAAAAAUGGUCUAGUUAGACAAACCUCUCUGGAAGAACUAGCUCUUAAACUGAACAGUGAGAGCAGUAGUGGGAAUUCAGAUGAUAACAGUAGUACGAGAGCGAACGAAGAUGUGCUAUCGAGUCUGCAAUCUGAACUGAAUCGCUUACGGAGUGAGAACGAAAGACUGAGGCUUGAAAAUACAAACCUUACUAAGACUGUACCUACAAAUGUAUAGUAUAGACAGACAUAUAUAAAUUUAACUUAUACAUGAUCCGUGUGUUCUGUUUUCAUACAAAAAGGUAAAACCCGGCAAAUUUCGCGCGACUAUGUUUACAAAAACCCACCCACGUACGAAAGUGCAUAUCUUAUAGAAUAAGUGAAAAAACCUUAAGUUUCUUAAGUAGAAUGAAUAAAAACCGAGUGAUAUUGA
Nematostella vectensis (starlet sea anemone) is the source of this 1316-nucleotide messenger RNA. Its product is annotated as protein HEXIM1. Bases 168 to 1121 code for a protein of 317 amino acids. Gene Ontology annotation, molecular function: 7SK snRNA binding; cyclin-dependent protein serine/threonine kinase inhibitor activity. Gene Ontology annotation, cellular component: cytoplasm; nucleoplasm; nucleus. NCBI's taxonomy places the organism in Eukaryota, Metazoa, Cnidaria, Anthozoa, Actiniaria, Edwardsiidae. The record is from RefSeq and is a predicted model, not a curated record. The transcript has a single exon. Gene Ontology annotation, biological process: negative regulation of transcription by RNA polymerase II; negative regulation of cyclin-dependent protein serine/threonine kinase activity.